Messenger RNA from Aspergillus melleus, 917 nucleotides. RefSeq names its product SDR family oxidoreductase. Gene Ontology annotation, molecular function: oxidoreductase activity. NCBI's taxonomy places the organism in Eukaryota, Fungi, Ascomycota, Eurotiomycetes, Eurotiales, Aspergillaceae. Bases 1 to 786 code for a protein of 261 amino acids. The record is from RefSeq and is a predicted model, not a curated record. The transcript is spliced from 2 exons.
AUGACAUUCAAAGCCUCCGAGAUUCCCCUCCAGAACAAUGAGCUGUUCGACGUCAGCGACUGUGUCGCGGUCAUCACCGGCGGUGGCACCGGAAUGGGGUUGAUGAUGGCUAAAGCGCUGGAAGCCAACGGUGCCAAAGUCUUCAUUCUCGGACGACGGCUAGAAGUCCUCCAAGAGGCAGCCAAACAGUCUACAUUCGGCAAUAUCUGCCCCGUGCAAUGCAACAUCACCUCCAAGGACGACCUCCAAAACGCGGUUGAUUACAUUGCCAACGAGGACGGCUACGUCAACCUGCUCGUGAAUAACGCGGGCAUUGCAACGCCAAAUCUCGGGCCACACGCCUCGCGCCCUAAUGCAAAGUGGGACGUCUCCGCAGUGCGGGAGUACUGGUUUGACAAGUCGUUCGCGGAUUACGCCAAGGUCCUAGAGGCGAAUACGAUCGCGCCCCUGCAAGUGUCGUUUGCGUUCCUGGAGCUGCUGGACCAAGGGAACAAGGUGCGCGCCGAGCAGGCCAAGGCGAAAGGGAGAAAGGACUACGUGCGCAGCCAGGUUGUGAUGCUCAGCAGUGUCGGCGGUUUCGGGCGAGACAAUUCGGCAUUUAUCUACGGGGCCAGCAAGGCAGGGACGACGCAGAUGACCAAGAACCUGUCGACGUAUCUGAUUCCGUGGAAGAUCAGAGCGAACGUCAUUGCGCCCGGAUGUGAGCAACUUCUUCAGGGGAAUCGUGUAUCCUUAAUCUAUCCGUGGAAGGCUAACUGGAACGUGCAGAUUUCCAUACAGAGAUGACGGAAGGCUUCUACAAGAGCACUGGGGGGAAACUGCCUGCUUCCAUGGCACCUGAGGAGCGAUUUGGUGACACCCAGGAGAUUGGAGGAACGAUCCUCUAUCUGGCUUCCAAAGCGGGGGCGUACUGCAAC